CUGGGGAAGCACAGGCGACUUCAUGUUAUUGUUUUUUUUUAUUUUUAUAGAAUGACUCAACAACCAACAUUAAUUAAAAACGAGUGCUGAGGGGCUUAUGUUGCAAACUUCCCUUACUUGGCUGACAUUUGGACUGACGACAAGUAUGUCCGCGGGGAUUCCCCCAAGGGCGUAGGUUUGAAACGUAGCCGUUAUAUCAGGGGAAGCACCGGCGAUUUCAUGUUGAGUUUGAGCCAGAAUGACUAUAUAUAGGCAAGUUCAACGUUGUGUCCUGUUUCGUUCAUGGUAGUGUGAAACUUAAAAGUAGUAUACGAGCUAGCGUUCUAACGUUUCACUUCUGUAUUUAGUUUGACGAGCCUAUAACACAGGAGCCCUUGCAUUUGUAUGUAGACUACACUUCUUCGUGAUGAAAAGGAGAGCAAUUAAUUGCCAAUUACAAAGCCAUUCGGACUCGAGUUUGGUCCAGGAAAACUUCACAGGCAUGCUACCUGUGCUCCCUCUAGAAGUCCUGGAGGAGAUGCUCCUAAAUGUCCCUCCACAGCAGGUGGUGUGUGUCUGUCGACUUGUGUGUCGUGAGUGGAAAGAAGUGGUGGACAGUGAUUCUCUUUGGAGAGAGAGGUGCAGAAGAGAAGGAUACCAGACAUAUGUGACUAAACUACCUAAAGACUGGCGUUUGUUUUACUUCUUGUGUAAGAAGAGACGUAAUCUUCUCAAGAACCCCAGAGCAGAUGAUAAAUUCAAGGGCUGGCAAAUUAUUGAGAAUGGAGGGGAUAAAUGGAAAAUAGGACCAGUGGAAGAAGUGCCGCUUCCUGACAACACGGUCCAAAAAUACUUUGCGACUUCUUACUUGACCUGCAGGAAGUCUCAGCUGAUUGACUUGGAGAAAGAGGGCUACAGGCCUUCUUUCAUGGAUGACUUUCAACCCGACAUCAUUAUAUCCGACUGGUAUGCUCCACGCUGGGACUGUGGCUCUGAAUAUGAGAUCUGUGUUGAGUUGCUAAAUCAUAAGAAGAAGCCAAUUAAGAAGUUUAGUCCAGGAACUGUUGUCUUUCAACAGUGGAAUGAUCAGAAAUGGAAUCAGAUGACUCAUGUGUUCAAGAAUUAUGGACCAGGUGUGCGUUACAUCCGAUUCAUUCAUGGAGGAAAUGACACUCAGUUCUGGGCCGGCUGGUAUGGUAUUCGGGUCACCAACAGUAGCAUCGAGAUCUUCCCAUCGGUGGACAGAUAGAUUUCGGUGUUCCCAUUUACUCUCCUAAGAGGUUACAUUUGAAUAUUUUGCCGACCUGCAAGCUUUGAAACUUCUCUUAGCGUAGUGUACAUCAUUCUGUCUUUUCAGCCUUAGGCAAUUGGCACAUUGUUUCUCUGUGGAUAUAAAUGAUUCUGGCUGUACAAUACAGGUAACUUCCAAAGUAAUGGAAACGCUUGAGUAAAUGAGGGAUACAAAGUAUAUUGAAAACAGUUACUUCCACACAGGUGUUGUUCCUGAGUUAAUUAAGCAAUUAACAUCCCAUUGUACUUAGGGUCAUGUAUAAAAAUGCCCAGUUGGCCAUUAUUUUUGUUACUAUGGCUAGAGGAGAUCUGUGACUUUGAAAGAGGGGUCUCAAAGGAGCAUAGUGGUCGGUCUGUCUCAGUCACCAGAUCUCAACCCAAUUGAACACUUAUGGGAGAUUCUGGAGCGGUGACUGAGACAGCGUUUUCCACCACCAUCCAACAAAACACCAAGUUAUGGAAUUUCUCAUGGAAGAAUGGUGUCGCCUCCCUCAAAUGGAGUUCAUCACACAGAAUCUAUGUAUGCUAAGGCACAUUGAAGCUGUUCUAGCUAGUGGUGGCCAGCGCCUUAUUAAGACACUUUGUUUUCUUUAUUUUGUCAGUUACCUUUAUCAUUUGUGUCCAUCUCUGGAUUGUACAGAGCAAAGCAAAAAUUCACAUUAUAUGCCUGGAGUACUUCAAUGUAUUCCAGGCAUAUAAUGUGCAUUUCUGUUUUGCUCUACAAUUCAGAGGAAGACAGACCAAAGGAAAGCGUGAACUUGAAUGUAAUGUAUUAUGUACAUAAACGUCUGACACAUUUUGACAAACAACACCAUUAAGAAAUGUAGUUGAACACGUUUGCUUGUACUCGCCUAUAUCUUAACAUCUAUAAUGUAAUUGUUGUCAUGUACAGUGCCUUCAAAGUAUUCAAACCCCUUGAAAGUAUUCAAACCACUUACUCCACAUUUUCUUGUUACAGCCUGAAUUCAAAAUGUAUUA
Molecule: messenger RNA, 2247 nt
Organism: Salvelinus namaycush (lake trout)
Lineage: Eukaryota; Metazoa; Chordata; Actinopteri; Salmoniformes; Salmonidae
Product: F-box only protein 6-like
Exons: 6
Coding region: 407-1228 (273 amino acids)
Biological process (GO): SCF-dependent proteasomal ubiquitin-dependent protein catabolic process; glycoprotein catabolic process
Cellular component (GO): SCF ubiquitin ligase complex; cytoplasm
Molecular function (GO): ubiquitin protein ligase activity; protein binding
Source: RefSeq, a predicted model, not a curated record